UUCCGAUAUUUAAUCCGUGAUCAUGGCGCUUGCAACAGUGCCGAAAUAUCGGAAACUCAUCAAAAUUAAUAAACAUGGUAAAUCUUCCGUCAUAAGUUCUAAUAAUAGUAUUAGUGACCAUGUCAGUUUAAAAACUUAUGUAUCGUGGAAUAUACUAAAUUAACUAAACAUCACGGUUUACUCACGUAAAUUAAUGGAGAAAAAAACUCCACUAGAGUACUAGUAAGUUCUACAGACUCCCUCUGUGACUCGAAACUAAAAAUAUUUUUUAGUUAAUGAAGAUGCAGGUAUUUCCAUUUCUACUGGCAGCUGUAGUAAUGCUGGCCGACUCUACGGAUGUACUGCCUUCCUGUAGAAAGCGCGUUUACUGCAACAGCAAGCUUCUACACCUAAUGGAAAUAAAUAGGAUCUAUGCGGGUCCUAGGGAGUACAUCAAUCUGCGCAUGAAUUAUGAUGAAAACAAAACAUUAAAUGAUUUCGAGAAAUUACUCAACUCAAGUAACAACUACCUGUCUAAGGGUCAGUUGAUAAAAUUUGCUAACAAGUACUUCUCUAAUGACAGCGGAGUAGAACCGUGGGUGCCACCAGACUUCAACACUGAUCCUGAAUUCUUGAACGACAUAGAAGAUGAAACUUUAAGAGACUUUGCCAGAAGCAUUCACAACUCCUGGCCUCGGUCAGGCGUCAAAGUCAAAGAUGACGUUGUUCAAAACCCAGAUCGUUAUAGUUUAAUUCCUAUCACUCAUGGAUUCUUCGUUCCCGGAGAACAGUUCCAGGAGAUGUAUUACUGGGAUUCUAAUUGGAUCGUCAAAGGCCUGCUAAUAAGUGGAAUGCAAGAAACUGCAAAAGGAGUCAUUGAGAAUCUUUUCGAACUAGUAGAUAAGUUAGGACAUGUACCCGCUGCAAACAGAUGGUAUUAUGAGAACAUCAGUCAGCCGCCAUUAUUGACGGAGAUGGUUGCUACUUAUUACAGUUACACUAACGAUACAGCAUUUCUCAGAAAAAAUAUUAAAUACUUGGAAAAAGAAAUCGAUUUUUGGUUAAAGGAACGAUCGAUUUACAUCAGAAAGGAUGGUAAAAAUUACAAAGUCUGUAGAUAUUUUGUUCCCAUUGCACAUCCGCGACCCUACGCAUAUUAUUCUGAUACUGAGGUGACGGAAGAUUUAAGCGAACAAGAUGGCAAAGAAUUCCUUCACAGUGCUUGGAGUACAUUUGAGAGUGGGUGGGACUUCUCAUCGCGAUGGUUUGAAGAUCCUGAGGAUACCAGUACAGCAACCCCUAGAACAGGCACGCGUACCAUGUACGUUAUUCCUGUUGACUUGAACGCAAUCAUCGCUAAUGCUCUCCAGCACAUUGCAAACUUUUACACUGAUUUGAUGAAUACGCAAAAGGCACAAGCAUACGCACAGUCAGCGCAACGAAUGAAGGCCACCAUUCAGUCAGUGUUCUGGAAUGAAGAAGAUGGAAUAUGGUACGACUAUGAUCUUAGAAAAAAUACACAUCGAAAAUAUUUUUACACUUCUAAUUUCGCACCUCUGUGGCAGUCUGCUGUGGCAUCGGAUUUUGUGAAAGCUAAAGGGGAGAUGAUUAUAGAGUAUCUUAAGGAUUCCAAUGCUUUAGAUUACGCUGGGGGAGUGCCUAAUUCAAUGAUAGAUUCUGGAGAAGUAUGGGACCUCCCUAACGUACAUCCUCCAUCUGUUAGUAUUAUGGUAAACGCUCUUGAAUCUAUAGGGACUGACGAAGCGAAGAAUAUGGCUUUUAACAUUGCGGAAAAAUAUAUUAGGGCUUGUUACGUGAGCUUUAAGAAGUGCAAAUAUAUGUGUCACAAAUAUAAUGUAAAUAGAAUUGGUGAAUGUGGUAUUGGUGGUAUUUCGCCAACACAGGUUGGUUUCGGCUGGACCAGCAGUUUGGCGUUAGAACUUUUAAUGAAAUAUAAUAAAAAUAUAAAUGCCAGCGAUUUUAUUGACCAGUUUGCCAAUACAGAAUCAGAAAAUUUUCACUGCGAAAGCCCGAACAAUAGCGUAGGAAUUGGAUUCGGAGUAAUCAACUGCAUUAUAACUUUUAUGAUAAGUUUAAAUAAUAUAUCAAACUAACAGACCCGGCAACUUUGUACCGCGUUCUCUAGUUUUAGCGGGUCUAACGAACAGCAAUUAAAUUUAAUUAAGUUUUAUAUACUUGUAGAGAAUAGUGCUUACCUAUUUUUUACUUCCAAGUACGGUCGUAUCUUUGUACUUUUAAUUUUCUUCAUUUGGUAUGAAUGGACGAUAUAAGUAAAAGUAUCCUGAUGUUAAUACAUUAUAUCUACUUACCUACUAUGACAACGGUUGUGUUUGUGUGACCAAUGGUUAUCAGCGAUUGUGAAUGUUACAGAUGAAAGUACACAUGUACUAUAUUGUUGGAUUUUAAAGUUGUUACCUGAUAAUGGAUUAGUUGAAAUAAAUGCUUUGACUUUGA
This is a messenger RNA of Spodoptera frugiperda (fall armyworm), 2454 nucleotides long. RefSeq names its product trehalase. Gene Ontology annotation, molecular function: alpha,alpha-trehalase activity. The transcript has 2 exons. Gene Ontology annotation, biological process: trehalose catabolic process. Bases 276 to 2093 code for a protein of 605 amino acids. Lineage: Eukaryota; Metazoa; Arthropoda; Insecta; Lepidoptera; Noctuidae. The record is from RefSeq and is a predicted model, not a curated record.